ACGACAGAAAGUCGACGCAGGAUAAUCCCUCUUGGCUUUUUCACUCUCACUCUGAUCCUGAAAAGCCAAAACCCUUAAAUUCUAUGGUCUUCUGAGUGAAUGGCUUCAGCUCUUUUUGCACGGACUCUCUUGGGUCAUCGCCUUUUUCACUCUUCUGCACGCCCCCUAUCUCAAAAGCCCCAAAUCCUCACUUCCCUGCUCAAUAAAGGAUCUGAUCUCUUGCGAGCUGACUCUACCUUUACAAAAUAUCGAAUAUCUGGUUUAGUACCUCGUGUUAUGGCUUCGACAGUAGCUGGGGUAAAAGCAGAUUUCUCAACACAGUCGGCAUCUACAAAUGAGCCAGUUGUUUCUGUUGACUGGCUCCAUGCUAAUCUCAAGGAGCCUGACCUUAAGGUUGUGGAUGCAUCUUGGUACAUGCCUGAUGAGCAAAGGAAUCCAAUUCAAGAAUAUCAGGUUGCUCAUAUUCCUGGUGCCCUUUUCUUUGACGUAGAUGGAAUAUCAGAUCGCAUAACAAAGUUACCACAUAUGUUACCAUCUGAGGAAGCCUUUGCUGCUGCUGUUUCUGCUCUUGGCAUCGAGAACAAAGACGAUCUAGUUGUAUAUGAUGGGAAAGGGCUCUUUAGUGCAGCUCGUGUGUGGUGGAUGUUCCGAGUGUUUGGCCAUGACAGAGUCUGGGUUUUAGAUGGCGGCUUGCCAAGGUGGCGUGCAUCUGGAUAUGACGUUGAAUCUAGUGCUUCUGGUGAUGCGAUUUUGAAAGCUAGUGCUGCCAGUGAGGCAAUAGAGAAAGUAUACAAGGGACAGCCAGUUGGUCCAACCACAUUUCAGACUAAGUUUCAGCCACAUCUUGUAUGGAAUCUUGAGCAGGUUAGAAAGAAUAUUGAGGAAAGAACUCACCAACAUAUAGAUGCACGUUCAAAGGCCAGGUUCGAUGGAACUGCUUUGGAACCUCGGAAAGGUAUAAGAAGUGGUCAUGUACCUGGAAGCAAGUGCAUUCCUUUUCCCCAGUUGUUGGAUGCUUCAGGGACAGUCUUACCAGCAGACCAGUUGAAAAAGAAAUUUGAUGAAGCAGGCAUCACAUUGGAUAGCCCUAUUGUUACUUCGUGUGGCACGGGUGUAACUGCUUGCAUUCUCGCAUUGGGUCUUCAUAAACUUGGUAAGUCUGAUGUGGCAGUCUAUGAUGGGUCUUGGACCGAGUGGGGAGCACAUCCCGACACACCUGUCGACACUUCCACUUCUUCGUGAUAGUGUUUCUCGAAGCUUGUUGGUAUAAUGAGCAGAAAUUGGUAGGCCUAGUUAAGGCUCUGAAUCUCUGAUUGCCUGGUCUGGUACACUGAUUACGACGAAAGAGCUUGUAUCUCAGUUAAACAUCCUGUUAAAAGUAGUAUUUAUGUGUUUUCAUUGUUAAAAUGUCCAGCUCUAGUCCUCUUCUGUGUCAUCUGUAACAAUGAUUUUAUGCGAAUAAUAAAUCUAUGCAACAGCAUGAAGAGGUUACCGUUU
Molecule: messenger RNA, 1497 nt
Organism: Fragaria vesca subsp. vesca
Lineage: Eukaryota; Viridiplantae; Streptophyta; Magnoliopsida; Rosales; Rosaceae
Product: thiosulfate/3-mercaptopyruvate sulfurtransferase 1, mitochondrial-like
Exons: 12
Coding region: 100-1242 (380 amino acids)
Biological process (GO): transsulfuration
Cellular component (GO): mitochondrion
Molecular function (GO): thiosulfate-cyanide sulfurtransferase activity
Source: RefSeq, a predicted model, not a curated record